Monopterus albus (swamp eel) is the source of this 777-nucleotide messenger RNA. It is a transcript of the gene fam110c, whose product is annotated as family with sequence similarity 110 member C. NCBI's taxonomy places the organism in Eukaryota, Metazoa, Chordata, Actinopteri, Synbranchiformes, Synbranchidae. The transcript has 2 exons. Bases 1 to 777 code for a protein of 258 amino acids. The record is from RefSeq and is a predicted model, not a curated record.
AUGGAGACAACCAGUGAUACCACAAAAAUCCUGGUGAAGGGUCCUGAAUACCUUCGAAGGCAAAUGGAACUGGAGAGUGAAACAAAAGGACAUAAGAGUGCUGUGGAGAGGCUAGCUGCAAGUAAACCAAAAUAUGUCAAAAGCCAACAGGUGGUCAACUCAACUCAGGAGCUGGUGAUCAGUCCUGGAUCACCUUCUGUGAGCAGCACAGAGUUGUCUAACCACAACCCAAGCCGUGGUGAGAGUCUCCUCAAGGGGACCAAUUCAACAGUUGGUAUACAAAUUUGCUCACCGGGACAGGUGGGACAGGUACGUCAGGCAAGCUCCAAAAAACGACGAGACUCUCUUUUACUUUAUCGACAGAAGUGUGACUUACUGAAGGGUGCAGCAAAUGACCAGAAAUUCCACAUGACACCUAAGCUGCUGCUCAGCUCUGUGAAAAAAAAUGUUCCAUUACCUGAGACAGAUAAGGACGACUUUGAUGCUUUUUUCAAGUACUGCGGGCUGGACGGUGAGGUGAUUGAGUCUCUGGGGAAAGAGAACUUCUCUGCACGCUCAGAUGAAAUUGAAAUAAACAUCCGGAGUGUCAGUGUCUCCACAUCAGAUGGCGGCUUCUCCGAGAACAGCGGUGACAGUGACGGGCUACUGGAUGCUCAGUUACAGGAAAAGGUACAACAGGGGACAUCAGUUAUUGAGCGCAAUGCACGGAUUAUUAAAUGGCUGUACAGCUGCAAAAACGCCAUUGAAACUGGAAAAACAUUACGAGACCUUGACUGA